AUAACUCCCCCUCCGUCUCUACCGGACCAACUGAAGGAGAUGUUUAAACAACAGGAAGUUGUUCGUAUGAAGCUACGCUUGCAACACAGCAUUGAACGGGAAAAGUUGAUUGUUUCCAACGAGCAGGAAGUGUUACGAGUCCACUACCGGGCCGCCAGAACGCUAGCCAAUCAGACGCUCCCGUUCAGUGCAUGCACCGUGCUAUUGGACGCCGAAGUGUAUAACAUGCCUCAGGAUGCCCAGGCAAGUGGCAUGAUGUCACGCGCUGUAGAAUCAGGUGACCAAGAUGGCAAGACGUCGGUGCGGGAUCGUUUCAACGCCCGCCAGUUUAUGUCCUGGUUACAAGACGUGGACGACAAGUUUGAUAAACUCAAGACGUGUCUUCUGAUGAGGCAGCAGCACGAGGCAGCAGCUCUUAAUGCUGUCCAGCGUCUCCAUUGGCAGCUGAAACUCCAGGAGCUGGAGCCAGUUGUGUACAAGUGCACCUCCAUCUUCGAGAUACCCGAGUUCUACAUCCCCCUGGUGGAGGUCAACGACGACUUUGACCUCACGCCCAUAUGACCCGUGACCUUUAGGCUCGGACCGGAAGUCAGGGGACCGAUGAUUAGGAAGGAUCAUCUAGUGGCACAUCUACCGGUGAUGAAGAGAUGGAGGGAUGAAGGGAUGGAAAACGUGAGGCACUUGGAACAUGGAUGUGUGUAGAGAGCACCACGUGUGUGUGUGUGUGUGUGUGUGUGUGUGUAUGUGUGUGUGAGCAGCACUUCUCGACGUGUAGCUAUUUUACCACUGAGCUCCUAUGGUAGACACCACAGCCCUCCCUCCUACACCAAGUGGACUGGCCUUAUCCUCCCUAGUGGCACACUGACUGCUUAUUCUGUUCUGGACAGGCCUGGAGCUCCACCAAGGCUCGGGGGCCCGGACCAUUCACUUACCCCAGGGGCCAGGGCCCGAGGCUGGGUAAAGGUUGGGUCAGCGCCAGGUGCUGCUGUCUGCUGAGAGGAGAGCGUGCCAGAGAGAGACCAAGCAUGGAUACUAUUCCCUAUAUAUGGCACUAUGUGAAGUGUAUAGAAAAUAGGGUGCACCUCCUGAUGUUCCCUAUGGAGUCGACCAUCUCUCUGCCCUCCUGAUGUUCCCUAUGGAGUCGACCAUCUCUCUGCCCUCCUGAUGUUCCAUAUGGAGUCGACCAUCUCUCUGCCCUCCUGAUGUUCCCUAUGGAGUCGACCAUCUCUCUGCCCUCCUGAUGUUCCCUAUGGAGUCGACCAUCUCUCUGCACCUCCUGAUGUUCCCUAUGGAGUCGACCAUCUCUCUGCCCUCCUGAUGUUCCCUAUGGAGUCGACCAUCUCUCUGCACCUCCUGAUGUUCCCUAUGGAGUCGACCAUCUCUCUGCCCUCCUGAUGUUCCCUAUGGAGUCGACCAUCUCUCUGCCCUCCUGAUGUUCCCUAUGGAGUCGACCAUCUCUCUGCACCUCCUGAUGUUCCCUAUGGAGUCGACCAUCUCUCUGCCCUCCUGAUGUUCCCUAUGGAGUCGACCAUCUCUCUGCCCCUCCUGAUGUUCCCUAUGGAGUCGACCAUCUCUCUGCACCUCCUGAUGUUCCCUAUGGAGUCGACCAUCUCUCUGCACCUCCUGAUGUUCCCUAUGGAGUCGACCAUCUCUCUGCCCUCCUGAUGUUCCCUAUGGAGUCGACCAUCUCUCUGCCCUCCUGAUGUUCCCUAUGGAGUUGACCAUCUCUCUGCCCUCCUGAUGUUCCCUAUGGAGUCGACCAUCUCUCUGCCCUCCUGAUGUUCCCUAUGGAGUCGACCAUCUCUCUGCCCUCCUGAUGUUCCCUAUGGAGUCGACCAUCUCUCUGCACCUCCUGAUGUUCCCUAUGGAGUCGACCAUCUCUCUGCCCUCCUGAUGUUCCCUAUGGAGUCAACCAUCUCUCUGCCCUCUGCACCUCCCUCGUCGAGCAGGGUUACAAAACAACAGGAGAAGGGGAAAAAAAAAACAUUUAAAUUCAGCUUUUGUUUUUAAGUGUUUAUUACAUCGUACACAGACUUGCUUUUUUAAAUUAUUUUCUACAGACAGAUUGUGCAUUUGUAAAUAACCCAUGUAAUGAUGGUUUGAAACUUGUACAGAAAAAAUAACUAAUAAAUAUUUUGAUUGUAAAACUUU
This is a messenger RNA of Oncorhynchus masou masou (cherry salmon), 2151 nucleotides long. Its product is annotated as ankyrin repeat domain-containing protein 12-like. The annotation marks the transcript as partial. The record is from RefSeq and is a predicted model, not a curated record. Lineage: Eukaryota; Metazoa; Chordata; Actinopteri; Salmoniformes; Salmonidae. The transcript has 4 exons. Gene Ontology annotation, cellular component: nucleoplasm.